Molecule: messenger RNA, 945 nt
Organism: Rotaria sp. Silwood2
Lineage: Eukaryota; Metazoa; Rotifera; Eurotatoria; Philodinida; Philodinidae
Source: the annotation of a GenBank genome assembly
AUGUAUUAUACUUUAAUAAACGAUUCUCUUUUAUUGAUCUUCAGUUUUAUUGGAAUGUUAGCUGCAUUUAUUUAUAUAACUAUUCUAUGCCGUAUUCAUGAACAAAGAACAUCAAAAGUUCGUUCAUUAGCUAAUUUACUUUCAGCAAAUUCAUGUAUAGCUGGUUUCUUGCUUAACUUAUUCAAUUUUAUUGAUGCUAGUAUUAUGUAUCAUGCCGAUAUUAAUAUCAUCAAUGAAAAUCAACGACAACCAGAUUCCUUUUGUGUUCUGAGAGGUGGUUUUCGUUCUGCGACUCUUGGUGCUCUCUAUCAUUCAUUAUGCAUUCAAGCAUUCUAUCGUCUUUGUUGUAUAGUUCAUACAAAACAUCGUUCAUCACGUUCAUAUUCAUUUUAUAUUUGUCUUAUUAUAAUUCAAUGGGUUAUAUCAAUAGGAUCUAUUAUACUUUUUCUUUUAUUCAAACAAAUUGUUUAUAAUCCUGGUGGACAUUUUUGUCAAAUAACUCUUAAAAAUCUUUUUGCUUUUCCUUUCAUGUAUUUAAUUGAUUAUUUUCUUCCAUUAAUAUUCAUCAUUUAUAUUUAUAUAAAAAUUAUUAUUUAUCUUCAUCAUCAAAGUAUAAUUGAACGUUUUCGUCGACAACAACCAAUUCAUAUGUUUCGUCAUAUUAUUUAUAUGCUUAUUAUUCUUAGUAUAACCGGCAUUCCAUUACGAGUUAUUUUUUUUCUGACUCAUAUUAAUCAUAAAUUAGUACCAUAUUACGCACAAAAACUAGGCAUGAUAUUUGUUACAUUUUCACAUGCAAGUGUCAUGACUUAUACACUUCUUUUAACAACUGAUGUACGUCGUACUUUUCUUCGAUCACUUAGAGUUCCUUAUCAAAUGACAACACAGAUAGAACAUAUAUUACCUAUUGAAAUAUAUUUACCUAGGUUGAAUAUUAUUCAUUGA